AUGCUGAGUAGCUGGACAAACAAAACUGGCCUCGCCUCUGGUGGUAGUGGCGGCCUCAGCCAUUCAGAAUCCAUUCAGACAAUCAAUGCCCGUCAUCACGACUUGCCCGUCGAGCCACCUUCCUAUCUAUCAGCUGCGGUUCGCGCUCUCAAAGGUAGCCUACCAAUACUGACUCCGCCUAGCAAUGCACGAACCAAGGGCCCUUUCAAGCCGCGCUCAACGAGAGGAACAAGUAGCUACCAAUUACGAAAGUUCGCGGAGGAGACAUUGGGGAGUGGUAGUUUGCGAAAAGCGGUCAAAUUGCCGGAGGGAGAGGAUGUGAAUGAAUGGCUGGCCGUGAAUGUUGUCGACUUCUACAACCAAAUAAAUUUGCUGUAUGGCUCUAUUACAGAAUUUUGCUCGCCGCAAUCAUGUCCCGAGAUGAAAGCUACAGACGAGUUCGAAUAUCUCUGGCAAGACUCGGAAAACUAUAAACGACCAACAAAAAUGUCCGCGCCCGAAUACAUCGAACAUUUAAUGGCCUGGGUUCAAGGAAACAUUGAUAACGAACAAAUGUUUCCCAGCCGAACCGGCGUCCCAUUCCCAAAAGCAUUCCCCUCCCUAAUCCGCCAAUUAUUCAAGCGAUUAUAUCGUGUUUACGCGCAUAUUUACUGCCACCAUUACCAUGUGAUUUUGAAGCUUGGUCUGGAGCCGCAUCUCAAUACAAGCUUUAAGCAUUAUGUGUUAUUUAUCGACGAGCACAAUCUUUCCAGCGGUAAGGACUUUUGGGGUCCAUUGGGGGAUUUGGUAGAGAGCAUGUUGAGAAGUGAUUGA
Molecule: messenger RNA, 813 nt
Organism: Talaromyces atroroseus
Lineage: Eukaryota; Fungi; Ascomycota; Eurotiomycetes; Eurotiales; Trichocomaceae
Product: putative maintenance of ploidy protein mob1
Exons: 4
Coding region: 1-813 (270 amino acids)
Biological process (GO): signal transduction; positive regulation of protein phosphorylation; cell division
Cellular component (GO): nucleus; cytoplasm
Molecular function (GO): protein kinase activator activity
Source: RefSeq, a predicted model, not a curated record